Tupaia belangeri chinensis (Chinese tree shrew) is the source of this 3317-nucleotide messenger RNA. It is a transcript of the gene NLRP14, whose product is annotated as NLR family pyrin domain containing 14. Gene Ontology annotation, molecular function: protein binding. Lineage: Eukaryota; Metazoa; Chordata; Mammalia; Scandentia; Tupaiidae. Gene Ontology annotation, biological process: regulation of inflammatory response. Gene Ontology annotation, cellular component: cytoplasm. The record is from RefSeq and is a predicted model, not a curated record. The transcript is spliced from 11 exons.
UACUGAUCCAUAGACAAGAUGACAGAUUCAUCAUCAUCUUCCUUCUUUUCUGAUUUUGGAUUGCUAUUGUAUUUGGAGGAACUAAACAAAGAGGAACUAAAUAAGUUCAAGUUACUCCUCAAGGAGACCAUGGAACCUGGGCACUGUCCAAUUCCUUGGACUGAAAUGAAGAAGGCCAAGCGGGAGGAUCUGGCUAACCUGAUUAAAAAAUACUAUCCAGGAGAGCUGGCCUGGAAUGUGACUCUCAAAAUCUUUGGCAAGAUGAACCUGAAGGGUCUCUGUGAGAGAGCAAAAGCAGAGAUAAAUUGGACAGCCCAGACCGUAAAACUAGAAGACACCAACACUGAAGAGGCACAAGCAGAUCAGGAGGCAGUGCUGGGUGAUGGAACACAAUACAGAGUUCGAAUAAAAGAAAAAUUCCGUGCCAUAUGGGAUAAGGAAUUUUUGCUUGGAAGGCCUGAAUAUUUUCAUCAUAGAAUUGCUCAGAAAGAUGAAAAUCUGUUGGAACAUUUGUUUGAUGUGGAUGUCAGAACUGGUGAGCAGCCACAAACGGUGGUGCUGCAGGGGGCUGCUGGAGUAGGGAAAACAACUUUGGUCAGAAAGGCAAUGUUAGAUUGGGCAGAAGGCAAUCUCUAUCAGCACAAAUUUUCCUAUGUUUUUUAUCUCAGUGGAAAAGAAAUCAACCAGCUGAAAGAGAAAAGCUUUUUACAGUUGAUAUCAAAGGAUUGGCCCAGCUCAGAAGGCCCCAUUGAAAGGAUCAUGUCCCAGCCCGAUAGUCUCCUUUUCAUUGUUGAUAGCUUUGAUGAACUGAACUUUGGCUUUGAGGAACCCGAGUUUAUCCUGUGUGAAGACUGGACCCAGGAACACCCAGUGUCCUUCCUCUUGAGUAGUUUGCUGAGGAAAGUGAUGCUCCCUGAGGCGUAUUUAUUAGUGACAACAAGACUCACAGCUUCUAAGAGACUAAAGCCUUUGUUGAAGAGUGAACGUUAUGUAGAGCUACAAGGAAUGUCUGAGGGUGCAAGGGAGAAGUAUAUUUACCAGUUUUUUGAAGACAAGGACUGGGCCACGAAAGCAUUCAGUUUAGUAAGAAACAAUGAGAUGCUUUUUGGCAUGUGCCAACUCCCCCCAGUGUGUUGGAUCGUUUGUACUUGUCUGAAGCAGCAAAUGGAGAAGGGUGGUGAUGUGGCAUCAAUCUGCCAAACUGUUACAACUCUUUUUACCUGCUACCUCUCUGGCUUGUUCACUCUAGCAGGAGGCUCUCCUAGUCUACCCAAUGAAGCCCAGCUGAAGAGCCUAUGCCACUUGGCUGCUGAAGGAAUACAGACAAUGACAUAUGUGUUUUACAGGGAAAAUUUCAGAAAGCAUGGGUUAACAAAAUCUGUUGUCUCUAUUUUUUUGGAUAUGAAUAUUCUUCAAAAGAACACAGAGUAUGAAAACUGCUAUGGGUUCAUCCACCUGUAUAUUCAGGAGUUCUUUGCAGCUAUGUUCUAUAUGUUGAAAGGCAAUUGGGAAGCUAGUGACCAUUCCUUCCAGUCUUUUGAAGAUUUGAAGCUUUUACUUGGAAACAAAAUUAAUGAAGAGCCCCAUUUGAUGCAAGUGAAAUGCUUCUUGUUUGGCCUUUUGAGUGAAGAUCGAAUAAAACAACUGGAGGAGACUUUUAAUUGUAAAAUGUCAUUAGAGAUAAAAUGGGAGUUACUUCAGUGGAUGGAAAUAUUAGGAACCAGUAAAUGUUCUCUGUCACAGCUGGGAUUUCUGGAACUGUUUCACUACCUAUAUGAAACUCAAGAUAAAGCAUUUAUAAACCAGGCAAUGGGGUAUUUCCCAAAGGUUGUCAUCAAUAUUUCUGGAAUAGUCGAUUUACUUGUGUCUUCGUUCUGCCUUAAACACUGCCAAUGUUUGCAGUCCAUUGAACUGUCUAUAACUAUGGUAUUUGAGAAGAAGAUGUUAAACUCAAACCCCACAGCUGAAACCUGGCAAAAGGAUGGUGGUCACAUUAUUUGUUGCUGGCAAGAUCUCUGUUCUGUGCUUCAUACAAAUGAACACUUGAGAGAAUUGGUGCUGUGUCAUAGCUAUCUUGAUGAACUAGCCAUGAAGACUCUUUAUGAAGAACUAAGGCACCCAAACUGUAAACUACAAAAACUACUGUUGAGAUUCGUCUCUUAAAAUGACAGUUGUCAGGAUAUUUCUAGUUCUUUGAUUCACAACCAGAAUUUGAUGCAUCUUGACAUGAAAGGGAGCAACAUAGGGGAUAAUGGAGUAAAGUCAUUAUGUGAAGCUCUGACAUUCCCAGAGUGUAAACUACAGAACUUAAGGUUGGAAUCCUGCAAUCUAACAACAGUUUGUUGUCAAAGUAUAUCUAAGGUUCUCACCGGAAACCAGAGCCUCAUAUUUCUGAAUCUGUCAACCAAUAAUUUAUUGGACAAUGGAGUACAGCAGUUAUGUGAGGGCUUAAGACAUCCCACGUGUCACCUAGAACGACUAUCCUUAGAAAGCUGUGGCCUCACAGAAGCUGGUUGUGAGGACCUUUCUUUGGCUCUCAUCAGCAAUGAAAGACUGACGCACUUAUGCUUGGCAGACAACGCCGUGGGAGAUGGUGGAGUAAAACUUAUUAGUGAUGCCUUGAAGCAUCCACAGUGUACUCUACAGAGCCUCGUGCUGAGGCGUUGCCACUUCACUUCACUUAGCAGUGAAUCUCUCUCAACUUCUCUUCUACACAACAAGAGCCUCACACAUCUGGACCUGGGAUCUAACUGGCUACAGGAUGAGGGAGCAAAGCUUCUGUGUGAUGCCUUUCAGCACCCAUGCUGUCGUCUUCAGGACUUGGAAUUGAUGGGCUGUGUUCUCACUAGUGCUUGUUGUCUGGAUCUGGCUUCUGUUCUUUUAAACAACCCAAACCUGUGGAGUCUGGACCUUGGGAACAAUGACUUACAGGAUGAUGGAGUGAAAAUUCUGUGUGAUGCUUUGAGGCAUCCAAACUGUAACAUUCAGAGGUUGGGGUUGGCGUACUGUGGUUUGACCUCUCUCUGUUGUCAGGAUCUUGCCUCUAUGCUUAGCAGCAACCAAAGACUGACACAAAUGAACCUGACACAGAAUACGUUAGGAUGUGAAGGAAUUAUGGAGUUAUAUGAAGCUUUGAGGUCUCCUAAAUGUAAACUACGAGUUCUAGGGUUGUGCAAAGAGGCAUUUGAUAAGGAAGCCCAGAAGCUGCUGAGAGCUGUGGAAAUUAACAAUCCAAACUUAGUCAUCAAUCCUUAUAGUGAUCAUGCUGAAGAAGAUGGGGCCUUCUGGUGGCGGUGUUUCUGAUUUGAAGAGCCUGA